Ylistrum balloti is the source of this 1764-nucleotide messenger RNA. RefSeq names its product protein phosphatase 1 regulatory subunit 7-like. The coding region runs from base 1 to 1749 and encodes 582 amino acids. The record is from RefSeq and is a predicted model, not a curated record. NCBI's taxonomy places the organism in Eukaryota, Metazoa, Mollusca, Bivalvia, Pectinida, Pectinidae. Gene Ontology annotation, molecular function: protein binding. The transcript is spliced from 14 exons.
AUGGACCAUGGAAAUCCCAGUGGAAUUAAAAGCGGUGCUACUAACAGUAUUAUAAAUAAAAGUGGUUUUCCUGAGGACAGUAAUGGAAGUGCUUCUUCCCUACACAGAAACCGAGGCUCUAGUUCAAAUGAAAGGACAAGUGGAAUCUCGAGAAGCAGUAUUCAAAGUGGUGUUCCUAGAAGUGGUAAGAGAGAAAAAGGAAGUUAUAGGACUGGUGUUUCUGGAAACCGAAGUGGCAUUCAAGGUCAGCGAAGUGGUGUCUCCAGUAUCAACAUGGAAAGAAAUGAUCAGUCAAAUAGUGGGAGGCCGAGCAGUGGUAGACAAGCCUCAUCCUCUAAAAGGAGGACGUCUGCUUCCUGCAGUGGCACUGACAAAAGUAGUGCCCCUGACAAAAGCAGUGCUCCUAGUAGUGGUACACGCCGAGGAAGUGCUUCCAGUAGUAGAAGAGGGAGUGCUUUAGGCAGCACACGGAGUGCACACAGUGAUGUCUCAGAAUCCGAGAUCAGCCAGAGCUCUGAGUUCUCAGAAGUACCAAAACCUUCCAGAGUAAUUGACCCAAAUGAAAUUCUUGAGCAGAAUCAGGAAAGAGACUUUGAGAAAAUUUAUGAGAUCAAUCUCCAUGCCUCUGAAUUGACUGCCAUCUCCAAUUUAGAAAAAUUUAUCAAAGUAAGAGUACUAGAUCUAUCGUGCAACUUCAUUGAAAAAAUUGAAAACUUAGAGCCAAACUCGGAUUUGAGGGAACUUAAACUUUAUGACAACAGGCUGAGGACAGUAGAACGACUGCGAGGAUGUAAAGAACUAAGUAACUUACAACUUCAACAUAAUAAAAUCAGACAGAUUGGUAAAGGACUGAGUGGUUUAUCUAAACUGAAACACCUGCGUAUAGACUGUAAUCGCCUCCUCAAAUUGGAGGCAGCUGAGCUGUCGUGUUGCUCCCAGCUGACCACACUGGACAUCAGUUUUAAUCUACUUGACAACAUCUCAGCACUAAAUUACCUUCCUCACCUUGAAGAGUUGUUGGCUGCAGGGAACAGGCUGCGCAGUGUUGACCUGUCUCGCUGUAAACGGCUACAAGAAGUAGAUCUAUCGCAUAAUAAGCUUACAGACAUUAGUGGUCUGCGAGGUCUUCCCAACCUACAGAUCGUCAACCUUGGUACUAAUCAACUGACCUCGCUGAAAGGUCUCGGCAAAUCCAGAUCUAUACAGGAAAUUCAUGCUGCUGAGAACAAGCUGACAGAACUCUCCUACUUUCCGACCAACUUUCCCAAAUUAGAGAUUGUCAACAUUACAGAUAGCUGUAUAGAAGACUUUGAUGAAGUGUAUUAUCUGGAAGAGUUAAGUGAACUAGCAGAACUCUUUAUUGCUGGAAAUCCAUUCUCUGAUCCUGAUGGACAGCACACUCACUAUAUGGCUGAGAUUCAAGUCAUCCUCCCAAACCUGGAGAUUUUGGAUGGGGCUCAUGUGAAGAGAACAGCCCAGAAAGGUGCUCCUUUGAUGCGCCCAAUGUCUGCCUCAACUAUUAUCAGUGUACGACAGGUUGAAACACAAAUGAAGUCUUCUGAUAAUGAGAUGAAAAAUUUGGAGAGCAGUAUUCUUAAAAAGUUUGACUCGAUAAGAGAGAUGUAUGAGACAUUGCCAGAGAGACCACUUUCACCACUCACAGCUGAGAAUUCAUUGGAUGGCCAGCGGAAAACUCGCAGUCGAGCAAGAAUACAAGAUGCCAUGAAAUUUGCUGCAGAAAAUUUUUAAAGAAAUCAAUUCACC